Molecule: messenger RNA, 921 nt
Organism: Heterobasidion irregulare TC 32-1
Lineage: Eukaryota; Fungi; Basidiomycota; Agaricomycetes; Russulales; Bondarzewiaceae
Exons: 2
Coding region: 1-921 (306 amino acids)
Source: RefSeq, a predicted model, not a curated record
AUGUUCUCCUUCUUCCGCACCCUCAACGUCCCCCGCGCAGAGUACGUCUCCCUCGCGCGCGCCGGCGAGGGCGACUCUGGCGAGGACGACGCGCUCCUCUCGACCCCGCGCUCCGCGUCCCCAGGGAUCCACAAGCGCUUCCCCACCUACCACGUCCCCGGCCUCGGCCUCAAGUCGUACAUCCUCAUCGGCCUCCUCGCGUCCCUCCUCAUGCUCAACGUCUCCCUCCUCCCCUUCACCCUCUCCCGCGCCGCAGUGUCCGAGGCCGCCCUCCGCCGCCUCCCGUACCCCGACCAGCGCCUCGGCCUCGAGCGCGCCGCAAAGGCGAUGCCGCGCCCCAAGGCGUACGCGUACCAGUGGCCAGACAAGAUCGCGCGCCUCAGCCAGAAGCUCAAGCACUCCGUCUACGGCGCAGGCUCCCAGGUCACGAUCACCGUCGAGGACACGACGCUCAUGCGCUUCCCGGUCCCCGAAACCGGGUCUGACAGGUGCGCCAUCAUGUGGACCCCGCCGCCCCCGCUCGGCGUGCGCAAGCAGGACCUCACGACCAAAGGCGACGUCACCGAGAUCGAGGUCUGGUCCGUGAUCGCGCCGCACGGCGCCGCGCCCAGCGCGGGCAUGGCCUCGGUCGACGACAUGGACUGGGACGCGCUCUCCUGGGCGACGCGCCCCGUGCGCGGAGAACUCCUGGGCACGCUCGACCUCACCGCGCGGCCCAACGCGACGACGGUCGAGUUCGCGUGCCCGAUGCCCGCGAUGCACGGCCACGGCGGCGGGGGCGGGCCUGCGCGCUUGACGGUCGAGCUGCGGUGCCUGCGCGUCGCGUGCUACGUCGAGUUCAUGCAGGUGCCGUUCUUCCCGAAGAUGGGUGAGUGUUGUGUUGGUGUUCUGGUUUCGGGCGUGGGUGCGGUGCGGUGCUGA